Molecule: messenger RNA, 1106 nt
Organism: Suillus clintonianus
Lineage: Eukaryota; Fungi; Basidiomycota; Agaricomycetes; Boletales; Suillaceae
Exons: 15
Coding region: 1-882 (293 amino acids)
Source: RefSeq, a predicted model, not a curated record
AUGUCAGCUACAAGUGUGGGCUUUCAGACGACGCAGUAUUUCACAGUUGGAGCAAUGGCAGUGGCGAUUUUCGACUACUGCUUGACGAUUUCACAAGAGAUCCAGUUGAUUUGGGGAAGGAGGUGGGACGCCACUAGAGUUACUUUCACCCUCGCUCGUUAUGUCACCUUGGCCGGUGCUGCCAUGACCACGUACGCUGCGGUGGUUGACCGAUCCAAGUAUACAAGCUGUGCUACUUUCAACAAUGUCUCAUACGCUUCACAUUUGAUAAGCAUCAUCGCUGCAGAAGGCCUGCUUAUUUUUCGCACAUUUGCCUUUUGGCAUCAGAAUAAGAAAUUGCUGGCGUGGCUCCUCGUCCUCGCUGCGAUUUGCAUUGCAGGGUCUGUCGGGGUGACAAAAGUUGUGAACAUCCUCCAUCCCGCUCCUACAAUGAACACCACUGGCUGUGUGUUUGCAAGCGGAAAGAGCAGCGCUAUACAGUACUGUUUUUUGAUUCUUUAUGAGCUGGUGCUCAUGGUCCUUAUGAUACACAAGAUAUUAAACUUCUAUGAAGGCGCUCGAAGUCGCAUCAUCACCACCCUUUAUCGUGAUGGGAUGAUAUACAUGACCUGCAUCAUAAUGGCAUCCAUCAUGAACAUUUUUGUCGCCCUGGUCGUUCCUGUCGCGUACACUGACAUUAUGGAUGCACCACAACUCGUGAUACACGGAGUGCUGGCCUCCCGUAUCUUAUUCCAUCUGCGUCAAAGCCGUCGGUCUGAAUCUCCGAACAUUUUCCCCCUCGCGGACAUGUAUCGCACACCUGAUGCAGGUGAAACGACAACUGGUAGUUAUACUACUUUCGUCAGCGUGCACAAAGAUAUUAGUGCCGGAGAUUCGUGCUGAGACUACUAGUAUUCAGUCAGCGUAAAUAUGAAAGACACUUAUAUGGUCAAUCCGUAACUGGUCUGCCCACCGGACUCUUUUGAAUUGCGGUGUCCUUUGAUUCAUUCUUGUUUUCUUUCCUUCUUACAUUUGAACAGUACAUAAUUAUGAGCGUAGAUGGCCAAAUUUGUUAUCAAUACUACAUGUCAUCAUUCUAACACGCAAUCAGGCCACACGAAUCCCAC